AUGCUUGUUUCAUGUUGGGCACAACAUCGAUAUAUACCCGGUAUAUGGUCAGGCCCAUUAUUCUAUUUAAGUGAUAUUGAAGAAUUUGAUAGAAUCAACAAUCCCAAUAUCAACAACAUGAAUGAAAAUGAUCUACUUGAACAAUUUCUUCCAGUAACAUACAAACCCAGAAGAAAUUUUCGUAAAAUUUCUCGUGUUGGUAUUGAACAACGAAAGAAAAAAUUUUUAUCUGAAUCGUUGAAUUCACCAGAUGAACACAAUUUACAAGGUCUUUGGGCAAUGCCUGGUCGACGUUAA
Molecule: messenger RNA, 297 nt
Organism: Rotaria sp. Silwood1
Lineage: Eukaryota; Metazoa; Rotifera; Eurotatoria; Philodinida; Philodinidae
Source: the annotation of a GenBank genome assembly